AGUCGAUCGUGAAACCGGUAAAGGGAACGGCAAUUGUUGCGGAGUUCUGCAACAUUUUGCCGGCCUAUUUAUUUAAUUCAACGAGGCAAAUUCCAAGUCGGUUUUAUGACGAAGCUUUGUCCAUAUUGAACCGACAUUAAAAUAUUUGAUACCUGAAAACUGAAACCUGUGGUGCAGCAUAGAUGCAACAAUGAAUUGCCAAACAUAACUACCACAACGUUUUAUUAGUUGUACUCAUAUUAGAUAGUAUAGUGAACCUACUACGGUAAAAAUUGAUGCGCCGAGAGAAGGGCCAGAAAUAUGUGCUGAACAAGAUUGUGAACUGCAAAGGACUCGACAACGAUGUUAUACAAUGGACUAACUUAACGUUCGAGCGUGACAGAAAUACCAAAGAAUACACGUAUAGUCUGAGACUAAAUAUAAUAAAAGAAGUUAGCACGAAAUUCUCUAUGGAGAUCUCUAUAUGGAAAUGCGAUGCUUCUGGUAGUGUUGACAACUGCGAAUACAUAGUGAAACAAUUUAGGCAAAAUGGCGUUUGUAAAAUAUUGAACCAAAAGAAUCAAGUGUACACGGGUUUCCUAGAAGACUUUGAUAAACCAUUGGUUUGUCCAAUCAAACCGGGAGAAUACGUCGUAAGAAAGGGAAAAUUUAAUCCUUCAUUCUUCAAAUUCUUGCCUGUCAGAACUAAUAUAUUAAAAGCGGAACUAAAGGGCUUCGACGGCGGUCAACUUAUAUCCUGCGCAAAUGUGCAAAUCCGUAUCAUGCAGUCCAGAAAAUUUGGAUAAGAAAGCGAAAUUGUUGCCUAUGCUUGUGAAAAUAUAUAUAA
Molecule: messenger RNA, 826 nt
Organism: Cylas formicarius (sweet potato weevil)
Lineage: Eukaryota; Metazoa; Arthropoda; Insecta; Coleoptera; Brentidae
Exons: 4
Coding region: 276-785 (169 amino acids)
Source: RefSeq, a predicted model, not a curated record